AGACAGAGUGAUCAUUGAAAUAUCUGAUUUAUAUUUAAGUUUCCGAAGCACAACUGAAAACUAGAGAAUAGAGUUAAAAAACGAGGUAAUGUUUACGACCAUGCUUGAAAAUCUGUCUGAGUGAGGAAAGUGUAUGAGCGGAUGCGAAAAGAGAGCAUUGUUACGUCACUUUUUGAAUCUUGCUGAUUGGCCAAUGUCACGAAGUAAACAAGUCGCUAGAAAUAUUUCAAUCCUCGCGGAAAGCGAAAAAAGUUGUCAUCGUACAGCGCCAGUCAGCCGGAACGAGGUAACUAUGGUUUCUGUCGUGCUCUUGUUCUGCGUGGGAAUUAAUUUCGAUUAUGUCGUUCCUGUACCGGUUUCCCUAUCCGAACACCAGCUUUGUUUACCAGACUGUAUGGGCUUGCUUAGACUACCUUAGAUAUGAAACGAGGAGUGCCGGCUUCAUUGGAGGUUGACAAAGAAACCUUUGAAAAAGUACAAACCACAAGUAUACAGAAAGCUAUUAAUCAGCAUGAAGUACCAGCAAAAGAAAAGCAUGUUCGAAAUGCAAUAUUGGGGACUUAUCAAGAGAAGGGUGCGUACACUUUUUGGCAUGUUGUACGUCGAUUACAGCUUUCCACUCAUGUGAUAACUUGCUGGAAGUUUUGUCAUGUGUUACAUAGAAUGCUAAGGGAUGGACAUGAGAGCACGCUUUCCUGUUCAGUCAAGUACAAACAGCAAGUCAAAGACCUUGGGAAAAUUUGGUCUCAUGCUGGCCAAGCAUAUGGUACAAUAAUUUCAAAAUACUCCAAAUGUUUGGUACAAAGAAUGGAAUUCCAAGUCAAGUAUUCAGAGUUUCCCGGGAAUUUUUCUAUUUCAGAUGAUACGCUAGAAAAAAUAGGUAACAAUGAUAUGAAUACAUCUUUGGAAUUAUGUGUAGACAUUCUUGACUGCUUGGAUUCACAAAUGGAUCUACAAGAAGCAAUAUUUCGCACGCUUGAUUUCUCAAAAGCAAUAUCAAUGACUGCUGCAGGCCAGUGCAGACUUGCAGCUUGUAUUCCUAUAAUUUUGGAUUCUAGUCAGAUGUAUGACUAUUCAGUGAAACUUCUGUUGAAACUUCAUGCAUGUCUGCCGCCAGAUACACUUAUAGGGCAUCGCGAUCGUUUACGUAUCUUUAUGAAAAGUUGAAAAAAUUUUAUUAUCAAUGCAGCAAUAUGCUAUAUUUCAAAAAGCUCAUUCAAAUUCCAAUUAUACCAGAAUCUCCACCCAAUUUUUAGUUAAAUCUUGAACGCAGUCAUCAGUUAGGCAUGCGAUGAUGUGAUGGGGUCAGAGGAAUUUUUUUCUCAAUUUGUGAAACUGUUUUUGCAAUUCAACUUUUAGCAUCAAAAGAAGGAUUUUUCUAUUUCUGUAUCUCCAUUCCCUGUAAAAAUAUUUCAAUGUUAUUUCGCUGUUUGUUUGUUUCGCUAUUUGUACUGUUAGUUUCGCUAUUUGUACUAAGUAGACCAAUAGUACUCACCUGUCAUACUGAGUGUUCAGAGAGUGAUUUUGUUUCAAAAACAUUUUAUGAAA
Styela clava is the source of this 1548-nucleotide messenger RNA. Its product is annotated as huntingtin-interacting protein 1-like. Lineage: Eukaryota; Metazoa; Chordata; Ascidiacea; Stolidobranchia; Styelidae. Gene Ontology annotation, biological process: clathrin coat assembly; endocytosis; actin filament organization. Gene Ontology annotation, cellular component: clathrin-coated vesicle; cortical actin cytoskeleton. The record is from RefSeq and is a predicted model, not a curated record. Gene Ontology annotation, molecular function: actin filament binding; phosphatidylinositol-3,4-bisphosphate binding; clathrin-cargo adaptor activity.